Molecule: messenger RNA, 1831 nt
Organism: Schistocerca nitens (vagrant locust)
Lineage: Eukaryota; Metazoa; Arthropoda; Insecta; Orthoptera; Acrididae
Product: cytochrome P450 6j1-like
Exons: 7
Coding region: 4-1311 (435 amino acids)
Molecular function (GO): monooxygenase activity; iron ion binding; oxidoreductase activity, acting on paired donors, with incorporation or reduction of molecular oxygen
Source: RefSeq, a predicted model, not a curated record
UUCAUGGGAAUGUUCGCCUUCGAUCAGCCGCUCCUGAUGGUCAAGGACCCCGAGCUCGUGGGCCGUGUGUUGGCCUCAGAUUUUUCCUCCUUCUACCGGCUGAAUUUUACCAUACCGGAAUCAGAGGAAUCUGUGGGUGGACGGUCAAUCUUCUCCAGCAAUGGUCCAAGGUGGAAGAUGUUGCGUAAUGUGUUGACGCCAGGUUUCACUUCCGGCAAGAUGAAGCGCAUGUUCCACCUGGUCGAAGAGUGUGGACAGGAAUUGGUAGAGCACCUGACAGCUGCUACGAAAAAAGACAGCAACGUGGAUGUGCACGACCUGAUGGUGUGCUAUACGACUGACGUGGUUUGUUCCACGUUUCUGGGCGUGAAGGGCGGCGCCCUGCAGGACCCUAAGGCUCCCAUACGGCAGAGCCUAACUAGAAUGCUUCGAGACGACUUGGUGGGCCGUCUGGCCCAGUCUAUGAGCUUCCUGGCGCCCAAGCUGUUCGAGAAACUGAACGUCAACGUCUUCAAUAAGCAGCUCGAGGAUUUCCUUUCCAAGACCACUCAAGAGACAAUGGACUACCGCAAGAAAAACGGCGUUGUGCGAGAAGACAGCAUCGACCUGCUGAUGCGCGUCCUUGACGAGUCGAAGCGCAUGGUGGACGAGACUGGUCAGGAAUUCAAAUUCGACCAGAGGGACGUUGUGGCGCAGGUGCUGAGCUUCCUGUCGGCUGGCUUCGAGACCUCCGCCUCGACCAUGAUGUUCACACUGUACGAGCUGGCCCUGAACCAGGAGCUGCAGCAACGCAUCCGUCAGCAGGUGAAGGAGGUGGCCGCCAAGCAUGGCGGCAUCACGUAUGAAGCGGUCGCGGAGAUGACCGACCUCAUAAACACCGUCAACGAGGCCCUCCGCAUGUACCCUGUGGUCAACUUCCUGGACCGGCGCUCGACGCGUGACUACCAGAUCCCCGGCACGUCCGUGGUGCUGCCCAAGGACACUGGGGUGGUGGUCUCGGUGCUGGGCCUGCACUACGACCCCAAGUUCUGGCAGCAGCCGCACCGCUUCAUGCCAGACAGGUUCAGCGAGGAGAACUCCAAGGGCCGGCCCAACUACACCUACAUGCCCUUUGGCGACGGGCCCAGGCAGUGCAUCGGGAUGAGGGCGGGUCAGAUGCAGGUGCGUCUCGGACUGGCGCACAUCCUCAGCAACUUCGUCGUCGGUCCCACGGCGUACACGCCAGUCCCGCUGCCUCUGGACCCCAGGAACUUCAUCCGAAGACCAGAAGGGUCGCUGGUGCUCAGCUUCCAACCUCUGGCGGCGCAGUGACACGUCGUGUGUAGCCAGUGUUCCACGUACAGGGACUGCAGGAAUGGACUGCCACCGUGACAGCUCACACGUCGUGCAUUACUUUUUAUUUUUCAGUUCGCUCUAUUUACCACUUUUUUAGAGCUGUGUACUGAGAGGAGUAACAAGGAAGUGCGAGGAACGUCCAGAAAUGCGUCUCACGGUAGCCAGGAACUAAGUUACGUACUGUUAUGCAAGUCACGGGUGCUGCUUCAUUUGCAACUAUUUAAAUUAUUGCCAUGGUAUAUAUAACCUUUAAAUAUACUUGAUUCUGCUGUGCAUGCGUAUGUGUAAGUAGUGUACUCAUUUGAUUCUUUCUUUAAUGUAUAAGAUGUCCUAAAUAGUGCGGGAAUCCCGCAGUAUGAGUAAUCGUUGCUAGAAUAGCUGUGUUACACUGUCACUGCUAUGUAAACAUUACAUUAUUGGGCGGAAAUUACACUAGACUGACAGUCUAAAAUUAUAAGUAGAACGUAACUCCCAUUUAUUUCCUGUAGACCGUUUC